AUGUCCCGUAGCGCAAAAACUUCGUCCGCACACCCAUUUUUGCAUUUACCUGGUGGUGGUAGAGUAAAACGAUUAGAAAAGUCACCCUCUAAAGCUUCUGAUUCGCAAAUAAUAAUAGCUAUCUCACCAACAACCCAAGAUUUUAACAUUGCGGAAUUCUCUUCACGUAUUAAUCAAUACGUGUCGGAGCAUAGUGUCGAUGCGAGUACUAGUGUAAAUAGUCGUGUGUAUCCGUUUUUGCAAUUACCUGGUAGAAUAAUACCACCUUCAAAUGAGUCAACAACCUUAACGAAUGCCAGUGAUGCUUUUAAAAUACUUGAAGAUGAACUAAAAGAGGAGUAUAAACUGCUGUCGGAAUUGGAAGAAUCUUUCGAAAAACAAUUGAGAGAUUUAGCAGAAGAGGAGGAUAUUCUCAAAACUAUACUUGCGGAUAUGUGUGAUGGCUCAGAAGAAACAGUAGAAUCAUUACUUUCGAACCUAAAUCCUGAAGAAUCAUUGUCAGAAAUAAUAUCCAACCUGGAUCAAACCUCUGAGAAUCCUCCGCCGCCGCUUGAUUAUCUUGAUGAUAAUUAUGAUUCAGGAAUCUCUGUUCAUUCUCCCACAAUAGAAGAUACUUUACGUUUCGUAGAUGAUAUACUGAACAAGAUCCCCUCGGGUUCUGAGGAUGCAAGGCGAACAAAUCAGUCUGAUUAA
Ambispora leptoticha is the source of this 693-nucleotide messenger RNA. The record is from the annotation of a GenBank genome assembly. Lineage: Eukaryota; Fungi; Glomeromycota; Glomeromycetes; Archaeosporales; Ambisporaceae.